Molecule: messenger RNA, 390 nt
Organism: Triticum turgidum subsp. durum (durum wheat)
Lineage: Eukaryota; Viridiplantae; Streptophyta; Magnoliopsida; Poales; Poaceae
Source: the annotation of a GenBank genome assembly
AUGGCAAUGUCUUGGACACGAGCAUUGAAGCAUGGAGUUACUCCAAGGGAUGCAGCUCAACUGGUCGGGAUAAGAGGCUUUGCAGCUCAGGCCAAGGGAAAGAAGGGUGGGAAAGGUGGUGCGGCUGAUGCUAAACCUGUGCUCAGCAAAGAAAUGAAGAGUACAACUGUGUUUGGGGCAAAUAUCCUGAAGGAGGGUUCUGACCCGAAGAUCCAACCAGAUUCGGAGUACCCUGACUGGCUGUGGCACCUGGUUGACAAGCGUCCUGUGCUGAGCGAGCUGCGGAGGAAAGAUGCCAAGACACUGCCUUAUGAAGACCUGAAGCGUUUCGUCAAGUUGGACAACCGGGCUAGGAUCAAGGAAAACAAUGCUCUCACUGCUAAGAACUGA